Messenger RNA from Ictalurus furcatus (blue catfish), 906 nucleotides. It is a transcript of the gene ccdc160, whose product is annotated as coiled-coil domain containing 160. The transcript has a single exon. The record is from RefSeq and is a predicted model, not a curated record. The coding region runs from base 1 to 906 and encodes 301 amino acids. NCBI's taxonomy places the organism in Eukaryota, Metazoa, Chordata, Actinopteri, Siluriformes, Ictaluridae.
AUGACAGGACUGCAUGAAGACCUUGACUCCAACCAUCACUGGGUGGAAAAGCUGUUUCCUCCUCACUUCACUUUCCAAGACUUGCUAGAAGGCAAAGUCUACAGUGCUGAAGAACCACGACUCGCUUAUACACCUUUAAAUCUGCCAUCUGACAGGACUGAAUCUAGGAAGCAGAUCUAUUUAAGUGUAUUGAGAAACAUACAGCAGCAGGAAGAAAUGAUCAAGAGGAGGAACCUAGUACAGAGAAUGAGCAGAAAUGACGAUCCAGUUGAUGGACAGGAUAAACAUUUGUGUGAAACACCGAAUACAGACUGCAGUGAGAGAACAAGGUGCAUUUGGAACCAGGAGGACAUCUCAACAAUCCGGGCAGCUCUGAAUGAAAUAGAAAGAGACCGAUGGAGGCUGAGGGAGCAGCUCAAAACUUCUGAGGAACAACUGAGCAACAAGCGAGAGGAGAAGAAUCAGCUGCAGGGGUUGCUGGAGGAACAUGAAGAGCAACUGAAGGGCUUAAGAAAAAAGGCAGCACGUCAAACCUUGGUGGUGAAGACUCUGAAGAUGGAAAAUCACAAAAUGGGUGUUCAAUUAGAGCAGCUUGCUAAGCAGAGCCAAGAAAAGGCCAUGGAGGCAAAUAGGCUAAGGGCUGACCUGAGAAAAUCCAAUGCCAGAUCACGCCAAAUAAGGGAGGAAUGCUCAGAUUUAGCCCAAGAGUUGAAGAGAGUGAAGGAGCAACAGAAGAUUGAAUGUGCGAGAGAAGUGCAGGCAGCCAGGAUGGAGCACGAGGCUACCUUGGCGAGGCUACAGAUAGAGCUGGAUGAGACUCGGGCCCAACUCAAGACUGAGAAGGAGAAUCAUGCACAGAAUCUCACAGCUCUGGAGCACCUACGCCACCACUUUUAUAAUCAGUGA